GGCCCCGCCGGCCCCGCCGGCCCCCUGGGCCCGCCGCGAUCCCAUUCAUCCCUUGGACCGCCCUCCUUCCCUUCGGUCCCCUUGGAGGCCUUCCUGCAGGCCUGGGCCUCCGAAGAGUGGCCUCAAUUCCCAGAGCUCAGAUGGCCACUUGGAUAAGAGACCCUCCACUUAUGCUGUGAGCUUCUUGAAGGGCACGUGCACAUGUGGCAUCCGUAUGUCCAGCCGCGAUGCCAUUACGCGUUCCGAUAGCUCGACUGGAGGCAUCUCUCAGGUACAUUCACCUGGUGCUGUGGAAGAACUCUGGAAGAGAAGACGUCCCAGCUCGUCACCCUCCUCCAGCCCCUCCUCGUGCUGCCUGCAGACAGCAGAGAGACCGCCAAGGAAAACGAGAGGAGAGGAGCUUUCUCCUCAUUCUGGCUCCUCAGCUCCCUCCGUAGGAGACAAGCAGUCCCAGGGAGAACAGGGUACAACCACAUCUGGGAAGCAGAACUGGGAUUCUCCACCUACGCCCAGCAGCUCCCGGCUGCGCAGACGCAGGUUUCCCCUGGUGCCCUCCAGGCGAGGGAUCCCGCUAAUCUUGCCUCCAGCUCCCGUGCUCGCUGGCCCGAUCACACGCGAAGAGUAUCACCGGGAGGAGAAAGCUCGGUUGGAGAAGUGGCUGAAGAGGAUCUUCCAGGAUGAGGCUGAAACUGCCUCAAACUCGGAGAGUGGGGACCCACCUGCCCCUCCACCUUCUCCUCCGAGUGUCACCGUGCCUGCUGCUGAGACUGCUGCUCCCGCAGCCUCCCUCCCAGCCACAGCGACUCACGUGCUGCUGAGGCACUUGGAGCAGUUGGCAGACUUCCUGUGCCUACCAUCUUUCCCAGGAUCAAGAUCCCUGGGAGCCCGACAGAAAACGCAGGUGUAUAGCAUAGAUAACCACAUCAGCAGGAAGUAGCCUAUGCCCCUUGCCCUCACCUGGACCCCUCACCUGGAUGUACACUUCGGCUCCUGCUGGGAAGAGCCUCUGACCUCUUCCAUAAGGCAAACUGACUGCAGCAGAUCUCUGGCUUCAGCCUGCAGGGAGGGAGGGGCAGCCCUGGAGUCCACUGCCUUCUCCUGGAGGAAGCAGAGCCUCAGGCUUUCUGCAGGAGGGGAGGCCGGAUGUGGCAGAGCAGAGCCUGAUUGGUACCUUGCUUUACCUGUAUGGUUCCACUGGUGAGGCUGGACAGAAUCAAGAAACAUCUGGACCACCAGCUGAAAAGAUGGAGGCGUGAGAGGUGAAACAGAAGCUUCCUCCUAAAACCGCAUAUAAUACGAAAAUAUAACUAAUACAACUAAUCCUCAAAGAGCAGCAGGAAAGAGGACUGCUCCAAGCUGCAUACACCUGGAGAAAAGAAUAAAUCUCACAGAACAGGGUAACGUACCAAAGCCGUGACCUGGCGGGACCCAGGCCCUUCCCUCACCCCAGCUCUCUGAUGGGAGGAAGAGAAAUGGAGCAGGGAGAUAGUGGAGGCCUGGGCCUGCUGAACACCUAACUCCGGAGAUCUGCUCUGGGAGCACAAACCUACAUUUCAUGGUGUUUUCAUGGUACUCUUGUGAUUAGGGGGUUGGAAAGCUAAGACAGGCAGAAUUCCUGGAGAGACUGAGAUUCCAGCCACUUGUGGAAAGCAGGGAUCCAUAUCCGGCAGCUCCAGGACAAAAGAAAGGUGGGCAGUCUGAGAGACUUCCAAACAGCAAGAGGGCUGCUAAAGGGCCAAGGAUUGCAGAGCUCACUGCUCAGAAGAAAGGAGAGGCAGACAAAAUUGUCUGGGGUACCUCUGCCCAGCAGGUUGGGAACUUUCACGAUCUUCAGGAGCUCCAGUCCCCUGGCUGACUGCACAGCUGCAAGGACCCCCUCCGUGAUAAGCAGCCUACUGCGCCUUUCUCCCGCCAGCUCCACCUGGCUCCCAAACUGGCAAACUGGACCCUGGCAUUAAGCCGACCAGAGGGAAGCCCUGUCUACAGCAACUACAAACACAAAGCAUAGAGGCUUAUACCUGUGUGCUUGGCCCACUGGUUCAGGCAGUGGAGACAGGCAUAGCAGCUGGGAAGCAGGAAACAGCUCUUUCCUCCCCCCAGGCACCAACACCGCUCCCCUGUGACCCCCGACAUUGCUUCAGGGGCUGAGCAGCUCCAGUGAGUAGAGCUUCUGGGCACUAGAGGGCGCCAUAUACAAAUAUGAAAUGCCAAAGGAACCUGGUUCAGAGUAAAAUUAUGAAUAUGAAUACAAUCCCUGAGAAAGAUUAAAAUGAAAUCGACCUCAUGAAUCUGCCUGAAAGGGAUUUCAAAAUAAAAAUCAUUAACAUGCUCAUGGAGGUACAGAAAAAUAUUCAAGAACUCAGGGAGGAAUUCUGGUUGGAGAUCCAAUCAUUAUGGAACACUAUAUCAAACAUGAAACAUACAAUGGAAAGUUUUAAAAGCAUAUUAUAUAUGGUGGAGGAGACAAUAAAUGAAAUGGAAAUUAGAGAAGAGGAAUACAAAGAAGUUGAGGUAGAGAGAGAAAAAAGGGUCUCUAAGAAUGAAAGAAUAUUGAGAGAACUGUGUGACCAAUCCAAAUAGAACAAUAUUCACAUUAUAGGGGUUCCAGAAGAAGAAGAAGAGAGAAAAAGGGAUAGAAAGUGUCUUUGAGGAGGUCAUGGCUGUAUACUUCCCCAAUCUGGGGGAGGAGAGAGUCUCUCAGGCCGUGGAGCUGCACACAGGGAGGUUAAGUAACUCGCCCAAGAUCACCCGGCUGGUCAGCACAGCCCCAGGCCUGCCGCUGCCUCUUUCCUGACCAGGAACCAUUUGCACAUAACAGCACGACAUGUAUGGGUGACUCCAGUGAUGCCUUUAAAUCCUUUACAUAUGUCAACUAUACUUCAAUUAAAAAAGUUUAUUUUUAAAUCCUUUAUGAUUGUGAACACACACGUAGGUAGAUUCAUAGAAUAGGAGCAGGCAGGACACACACAGUGGCACCAGUGGAUAUGCGGUGCUUGGACUGAAGGCUGAAGUUAAUUCUUACACUUGCAGUAUGAUCACGUUCACCAACAUGGGGCAUAAGAACAGACACAGGCCCGUAUGGUGAGCACCUACUGUAUGCCAGGUGCUGAGCCAGAGGCAGCAUGUUCCUGCAGGAGCGCCCACAGGAGCCAUCUCAUUCACUCCCCACCUUAACCCUGUGCAAUGCCCCUGUUUUUCCCAAGGAAGGGAAGCUCCAAGAGGCAGAGGGAUGGCACCAAGAUGGAAAGGCACGUCCACCUGUCUCCAGCACCUGCCUCACUAUGCAAAGACCACCCAUCUGGGAGGCUGAGAGCUGGGAGCCAGUUCCAGGCCCCCCACUGCCUGGCUGCCCGACUUGAGUACGUCCUACACGCAGGCCAAAUCCACCCUGAAAGCAACUGCUCCCAGACCCUUCCUGCCCACCGAGCCCCUCUCCUCCUGGUGCCCACCUCCUAAAAGGGGGAAGAGGGUGUGCGAGCGGGAGGACCUGGGGUGUUGUGGUUUAAAAUCACAGCUCUGGAGUCCCCGCUGCGUGGAUGAGAGCCCGGGCUCUGCUGCUUCCUGGCCACAGACCUCGGGGCCACCCCCUCUGCUGGUCCAGCUUCAGUGUAGUGGAGGUACAAUGGGAAUAAUGUGCACUACUGGGAAGUAAGUGAAACAACGUAUGUAAAAACUUAGGGCGGCAAACCCGCAGUGAAUGGUCGCUGUCAGCAUCGUCAGAAUAAAUAUCGUCAUUAUUAUUAUUA
Messenger RNA from Manis pentadactyla (Chinese pangolin), 3746 nucleotides. RefSeq names its product nuclear envelope pore membrane protein POM 121C-like. Lineage: Eukaryota; Metazoa; Chordata; Mammalia; Pholidota; Manidae. The transcript is spliced from 8 exons. The record is from RefSeq and is a predicted model, not a curated record. Bases 215 to 937 code for a protein of 240 amino acids.